GGCGGAUGGACUUGCGACUUGAAGGUUUGCAUUUUUAAAUCGAUCUGAUUGUCCUUAAGAACGAAAUUCUCAACUUAAAUAUGAAGUCAAGCUUAAGAGGGAUUUAUUCCAAGUUAAAGGACUCUGCGGUAGCAUGGGAUGAGAGGCUGUCAUUAGCAAGGCAUGCUUGGGACUCUAAUGAUUGUGUGAUUCCAAAUAAGCAGCAAGUUCUCUUUGACUGGAUCAUCCAAGAAAUUACUCUUGGGUAUAAGAAAGGAGCGAAGUCUGUUGAUCAUGAGCUUUUGAGUGGACUUUGGCUGCUGCUUCUUCAUACUCUCCAGAGUCAAGAAGAUCUUUAUAGUCCAGGGAAUCUGCCGAUCACUCUAAAACCUCAAUUUAUACAGGUAUUUACAGAUGCGUUCAUGUUUAAAGAUUCUGUACAAAAUGGAGCAUCAAUCAGCACCCCUAUCAGCUGUUGCUAUGCCAUCAUGUCUACACCUCACCUCAGUGCAUCUAUGGUGGCCAAAUUUGAAAGUUAUGCAUCCUUCCUUUCAGCCUUGGUGACCUUGUAUCUCCAAAUAUGCAGUGAAAGAUCAGAAGAGCUUCACUUACUGUUAGAAAUUUGCUUACAAAAAUAUCUUUUGGUGCAGAGACAACAAGCAAAUCAGCGAAAGGUGUUCACAUCCAUGUGCCACCAACUUCUUGAACCAUUAAUCAAACUGCGUCACAUGUUCAAAGGCUUUUCUAAGAUCUGUCAACCUAUGGUGCUGUGUGGAGAUCAACAACCUGAAGAUAGUUGGCAAAUUGGGAAAAUGGAAAAGAUCUCUUGCCUGUUGGAGUUAGCAGUAACCAGAUGCCUCUUUCAUAAAGAUCACAUGGCAGAGUAUCCUCAGGCUUUCAGAGGCCAAGAGGAAAAACAAACUGAAUCUGAUGAACCUGCUAACAAGAAAGCAAGAAUUUUUAGUUAUCCCAAGCUUUUGUUUGAAAAGAUGUGGGAGAUGGUGGAAUCACAAGCAACAGCAGAUGUUGACACAAAAGAGGCAGCUUUGGAUAUUCUUCCUUUUUUAUACAAAGAAUUUAUCAAAUCAAAUAGAAAACCAAACUGUUCUACCUCUCCUGUGGAGUUUGCCUUUUUCACAGAAAUGUGUCAGUUGCUUGGUGUGUUGAAUGGAAACAACAUAACCCCCAGCAUGUUCACCUUACUUCAUCAAUUGCUGGAAAGCAUCCUGCACUAUGAUAUUUACCAGGUAUCAGAUGACAACCAGAAUGGCUUGGUACAAUUCAACUCUUAUGACAGUUUGGUCAAGAUUAUAAUUAAGACAGAGGAACCAGGCAAAGCUGUAUUCCAGUGUCUUGACGUUCUGCUAAAACUGAAUCACUCCUUGGUUGAGCCACACUUAGAUGUUAUUUGGAAAAUGCUGUGGAGAACGGAAUGCAGUGCUGGUGAUGCACACAACUCUUUGAUGAAUUCUCUCAUCUCCACGUAUGUUAAACUGCGACAGUUUGAUAAACUUGUUUUGGCAAUUCUGGAUUCUUUGAGAAGUUUGAACCCUUCAAGUUCUGGAUUAACGUCAUUCUUCAACCAAAGAUUUAUCAAGGCUAUUCAAGGUCUUCCCCUCGGCCAAAUUACCACGAUAUGGAACAUAUUUUGUAAUGAAAUCACUGAAAACUACCUUGGAAAUUAUAUAUUGCAAGGAUCAGAAGCAGCUCCAGGAAAUAAACUGAAUGCAAAGGAAAAAUCCUCGCCACAGUUAGCCGUGUGGAAAAAAUUGGAAUAUGUUUCAAGUAUCUUCUGUUCGUUUCUUCUCCACACGAGUUUUGUGGGGAUCGGAGAACAUCGAAAGGGAAAAACCUCUUUAUCCGCAGUGGGAACAUUGUUAAGUCGUUCAGUACAGGAAGUGCUCGACCCCAUGGUAGAGUUUUCAUCAAAAGUUCAACAUGACAGAGUGAGUGUAGUGUGGAAAUUUGCCCAUCGCAAGCGCCUUGAGCGCAAGAAGCCCAAGCUCGCACAAUGA
Messenger RNA from Pocillopora verrucosa, 1994 nucleotides. NCBI's taxonomy places the organism in Eukaryota, Metazoa, Cnidaria, Anthozoa, Scleractinia, Pocilloporidae. The record is from RefSeq and is a predicted model, not a curated record.